This is a messenger RNA of Neocloeon triangulifer, 4854 nucleotides long. RefSeq names its product mucin-2 (gene Cda5). NCBI's taxonomy places the organism in Eukaryota, Metazoa, Arthropoda, Insecta, Ephemeroptera, Baetidae. Gene Ontology annotation, molecular function: hydrolase activity, acting on carbon-nitrogen (but not peptide) bonds; chitin binding. The record is from RefSeq and is a predicted model, not a curated record. Bases 145 to 4350 code for a protein of 1401 amino acids. Gene Ontology annotation, biological process: carbohydrate metabolic process. The transcript is spliced from 21 exons. Gene Ontology annotation, cellular component: extracellular region.
AGUUGAGUCGAACCACUCAGUUGGCCGUGGAGAGCGGCUGCAGUUGGUGCGUUCGUUUGGUGCAGCAGCACAGCAGCGAGUGUCAGCGGCCGGUGCCCACGCGCACCCCUGUCCAACCUAGCAGCCACCCCCGCAACAACCGCCAUGGCUAAAUUCGCUCUUUUCGCCGCCCUCAUCUUCGCUACUGCCGGAUUCUCGGCGGAGGCGCAGAGAAGAAGAGUCGCCGGCGGGCCCAACGGCUCCUCCGAGUUCGACUGUCCCGACGAGUUCGGCUACUACCCUCACCCCACCGACUGCACCCAGUACUAUGUCUGCGUCUUCGGCGGCGCCCUUCUCGAGUCUUGCACCGGAGGACUCAUGUACAGCCACGAGCUGCAGACGUGCGACUGGCCGCGUAAUGUAGGUUGCGGCGAGAGCGCGGCGCCGGCGGCGCCGUCGCAGGGCGUCAGCACAGUGCGCGUGACUGACGCACGCACCAGUGGCACCUGGCGCAGCCUUUCGACGCCCUCCACCGCACCCACCAGACCCGUCCAACAAAUCCAGUACGAAGACAUCGCCGCCGAGGAGGAAUUGGUGGACCGCCAGCAGCGCGUCAACAGAGGCCAGCCCAACACGGUCGGCCAAGUGGCCAGGGACAGGGACGGACUUCGCCUCAGCGUCACCAACGCUAUUCCCCUGAGCAACAGUGGUCGCAGCGUCGGCGACAAGAACAACGCUUAUGUCUCGCAGCAGCAGUUCACCAGUUUGCUGGAGGCAGACUUUGAGUCGGACAAUGCACUGACCACUCGGACUGAAGGUAAGACUAACUCAACCAGUAGGCUGCUGGCGUUCCGGCGCCGACGACGACGACGCAAACGCUCCACAAGACGCCGAUUCGCUCGCUCUCCUCAGAGCCAAAGCGGCGGCGGUUUUCCCUCCUCCUCCUCCUCGGUCGCGUGGCCCCGGCAGCAACAACAACCCUUCCGCAACCUAGACGACUUCUUCUCCUAUUCUAACACUUUUCUCCAAAAUCCCGCCGCCACCUCGUUGACGCGCAACCUUCCCCCACACCAGCAGCACCAACAACCGACGACGGCGAGCUUCCGGCCAAGCCCAACUCCCUUCCCCACCACCUCUUCCCGUGCGCAGCCCACCGUCGACAUCGAGACCUUCCUGGCCAACUUCCGCGCCCAGAAGGCCAUUGAGGCGGCCAGGGCCAAUAACAACAACAACCUGCAGUUCAGGACUCAGGUGCAGGACUUCUUUGACCUGCCCAGCAUCAAACCAGCUCCUCUGCCUAACACCCCUGCCGCCUACGACCCCUAUUUCAAGCCAUCGAGACCGACGCCCGCCCCAUCCAGGCCGACGACACACGCCGUCUUUGAGUACGAGGAAGACGUGACACCACCCCCGAGAAGGCCCGCACAGCAGCAGCAGCCCCAGUACGAACAGGAGGUCGUCUACGAAACCAUCAGGCCCUCAACUGUUGCCACCAAGCCUACCAAGCUCGGGGACUUUGAGUUCGAGCAGGACAGCGUCUUCCCCCCUCGCCGACAACAACCCGUCGUCCAGCUCCCUCUGAACCCCAAUUCAUUUACGCCUGCCACCAGGCCAACAUCUUCGCCGGUACUGCGCCAGCAACAACCUUCAAAGCCGCCUCCAACCACUCCCAAGACUUCAUUCUUUGACGAAUUCCUCAGGUCAACCCUGAAGUCCACCGAGAAGCCUUCGUACGUUGACAAGAACGUGUCCCUGAAGCCAGGAAGGCCUUUUGAAGCCAUCGAUUAUAUAACUCGCGGGCCAUCAACCACCGAGACAACGCCCCGUUUUGUCGACGCCAACAGGCAAAGUCGGCUGCCCAUCGAGCAGUACUUCACCCCUACUACCACCACCCAAAGGCCCAGCACCAAAAAGUUCAAAGCCAGCACGCGGUUGUUGCCCUCCGUCGAAGACCUUCCUGAAGAGGUGGACGAAUUCCUGCGUCCCCACCUGAACCGAAUCACUGGCGGUGCCUCCCCUACCACACCUCGUCCCUUCCGCCUGUCCACCGUGACUAAUCGCAGACCGCAAAGUCCCGCUGUCAAUGAGGAAGUGGUGCUCAUAACCCCUCCGCCUACUAAAGCGCGCCCUCGCCCAACCACUAGCACCACUUCCACUACAACCACAACUACCACCACUACUACUACUACCACAACCACUACCCCGAGGCCACGCACCUCCCGCCCCACUCGUCCUGUUACCCCAACCCCUGCACAGACUAGCAGACGGCCGCAAAAGCCGGCUGACUUCUCGGCGGGUGAGGACGAUUCCCGACAGAGUUCUAAGCGCCGGCCGGCCAGUUCUAGAGUUAGAGGAUCUAAUGUAAUCGCCAAAAGAAGGCCCGACCCUCCUGCGUCCACCGUGCAGGCCUACGUGCCCACCAGCCCUACCCCAAGAACUGUUAUUCCCGUCACCAAUUACACCUAUGACUAUGAAGACUACUAUGAAGAAUAUCCCCAGUAUCAGACAACCAGCGGUCAGCAGCAACAGCAGCAACCCCUUUACAGAGGUCAGAGUCCGUACAAGGUGCAGCCAACAGCACCGACCGCGGCGCCAGUUGCCCAGCAGGAGUACCGCCCUGCCCCUCCGAGUUACGCACCCGUUGAGUCGGCACCUGCCCAGCCUCAAUAUCCUGUUGACACUUACGACUAUGACACCUACCAGAACAACGACGAGGUGGCCUACGAGCCGCAACCAAGCCCUCAGCCACAGCCACCCACUAGGCAGUCCAACAGAGUCGCUUCCUCGCAGAAGCCCCCCAAAGAGACUUUAACAACAUCAACAAGUACAACAACCACGUCCACAACAACAGUCAGACCCACCGUCGCCCCUGAGCAGCCCUCCAGGAGCGGGAAACAGCGCGCACUGGUCAGGCAGCAGGGCAGGGCCAGCAACCGUGGCGCCACCAAAGCCCGUAUUUCCGAGUACGAGGCCAUCGACGCCGGUGACGAGGACCUCCCCUCCGGAGGCUACGACUCGGAUAACCGAGUUUCUGAAAGCCCCCUCCCCUCCAGGGCUAGGCCGACGAUUGCAACCGUUGCGUCCACAGGCAAUGCCCAAAGGAGCAACACUGCUUCGACGAGCAGUAGAGGUCGCGGAAGUGUCAAGGCUGGAAGCGCAAGGCCGACUUUGAAGCCCUCCAAAACGAUCGUGGCCAAUGCCGCCGAGUACAUCGACAUCUACCGCUUCCCUCCCUCCAGGCCCGAACCAAUCUACCCAACUCCGCGCGUGGACCAGACUGCGGCCAAGUGCCGCAAGGACGUUUGCCAAUUGCCCGACUGUUACUGCGGAGGCAAGGAAGUGCCCGCUGGAUUCGCGCCUGAGCAGAUCCCCCAGAUUGUGCUGCUGACCUUCGACGACUCGGUCAAUGACCUCAACAAGGGUCUCUACCAGUCGCUGUUCGAGCGCGGCCGCGUCAACCCCAACGGCUGCCCCAUCUCGGCCACCUUCUAUGUCUCGCACGAAUGGACCGACUACGGCCAAGUUCAGAACCUUUACGCCGACGGUCACGAAAUGGCAUCUCACUCUGUCUCACAUAGCUUCGGUGAGCAGUUCUCGCAGAAAAAGUGGACUAGGGAAAUCGCGGGACAACGUGAAAUCCUGUCUGCCUACGGAGGCGUCAAGCUCGAGGACAUCAGAGGCAUGCGCGCCCCCUUCCUUGCAAUCGGCGGCAACAAAAUGUUCAAAAUGCUGUACGACGCCAACUUCACCUAUGACUCGUCGAUGCCCGUCUAUGAAAACCGCCCGCCCAGCUUCCCCUACACUUUGGACUACAAGAUCUUCCACGACUGCAUGAUUCCCCCUUGCCCCACCAAGUCAUACCCUGGUGUUUGGGAAGUGCCCAUGGUGAUGUGGCAGGACCUGAACGGCGGACGCUGCUCCAUGGGCGACGCCUGUAGCAACCCUCCCACCGCCGAUGGCGUCUACAAAAUGCUCAUCAAGAACUUUGAGAGACAUUACACCACCAACAGGGCUCCUUUCGGUCUUUACUACCACGCGGCGUGGUUCACCCAGCCGCACCACAAGGAGGGCUUUGAGGCCUUCCUUGACACGAUCGUGGCCAUGGACGACGUCUGGUUGACCACCAAUUGGCAGGCCCUGCAGUGGAUGCGCGACCCCCAACCCCUCAGCAGUGUCAAGAACUUUGCCCCCUUCGGCUGCAAUUACCAGUCGCGACCGAAGCGGUGCAACAACCCGAAGGUAUGCAACCUGUGGCACAAGAGUGGCGUGCGGUACAUGCGCACCUGCCAGCCGUGUCCCGACAUCUACCCGUGGACUGGCAAGACCGGAGUGAGAAACAGCAGAGUGGACAAUAACGAAAUCGAAGAAUAGAAAAAUCGAGCCAAUUCGAAUGAGUGCCACAAGAGGACUGAUUUUACAAUUUUUUUCUAGUACUUUUUUUUAUACGCGAGUGAAUUUUUUAUUCAAAAGAUAGAUGAAUUUUAGCUAAACUUUAAUACUCAGCUCCACUCUCUAUUUCUAUUAACUUUGUAAUGAAAGCGCUUUUGUACCUCUGAUUUGCCAUUAAUUGUGAGCGCGAGAUGCAAUUAAUUGACCAGCUCUGUUAUCUUGCCCGAGAGCAGGAGUGCAGACAAAAGAUCUUGUGGGGCGAUGCUGGUCGAUUUGUCCGAUUCGACGGAGGCGAAUUUCGCGAUUCGCCCUGCAGGGCAUCGCCCCACAAGAUGGAGAGAAUGUGACAGUCGUCCAAUUGUGCUUGGGGAAUAUGAUAUUUUUGUGUCUGAUUCGUGGUCCUUCCAUUAUUUAUUGCAGACUUGCGAUUUGGAAUUCGAAAGAAUGUACUAUUUAAAUAAAAACGACGAAGAGUAUUUUACGAAA